This is a messenger RNA of Eutrema salsugineum, 1576 nucleotides long. Its product is annotated as phosphatidylinositol/phosphatidylcholine transfer protein SFH11. The coding region runs from base 77 to 1288 and encodes 403 amino acids. Lineage: Eukaryota; Viridiplantae; Streptophyta; Magnoliopsida; Brassicales; Brassicaceae. The record is from RefSeq and is a predicted model, not a curated record. The transcript is spliced from 11 exons.
UUCAACGCAGCUAUUUGAUGAAAUUCUCCUUCUUGAGAAAUUUGAAUUUUGAAAACAGAGCUCAGGAUCGUUACAGAUGCAAGAAACAGAGGUGAGUUACAGAAAAAUACACAUCUCUGAUGGUGGAGAAGAUUUCAUGCAACCUGAUUCUCUUAACGAAGAACACAACUCUAGCGAGGAACAAAUGGUUGAAGCGUUUCGUAACUUGCUUCUCCUUCAUGGCGAGUUACCUGCAAAGCACGGAGAUCAUAAUACACUUAUCAGGUUUCUAAGAAUGAGGGAUUUUGAUUUGGAGAAAUCCAAAGAUGCGUUUCUCAAUUAUCUGAAGUGGAGGGUGGAUUCUAAAGUGGAUAUGAUCUCGAAGAGGUUUAAGUUUGAGGAAUACGGUGAAGUGAAGAAACAUUACCCUCAUGGGUUUCAUAAGGUUGACAAAAGUGGUAGGCCAAUAUACAUUGAAAGAAUCGGAAUGGUUGACUUAAACGCGUUUCUGAAAUCAACCACCAUUGAGAGAUAUGUCAAGUAUCAUAUUAGAGAACAAGAGACGACUCUGAGCUUGAGAUUUCCGGCGUGUUCAAUUGCUUCGGAGAAGCAUGUUUCGUCUACCACAACGAUUUUGGAUGUCUCUGGAGUGGGAAUGUCAAACUUCUCAAAACCUGCAAGAUCACUCUUCAUGGAAAUUCAGAAGAUAGACAACAAUUAUUACCCUGAGACUUUGCAUCGCCUCUUUGUUGUCAAUGCCAGUUCAGGAUUCCGGAUGUUGUGGCUUGCACUCAAGACCUUUCUCGAUGCUCGGACAUUGGCCAAAGUUCAGGUGCUAGGACCCAACUACCUUGGAGAGCUACUUGAAGCAAUAGAUCCAAGCAACUUACCGACAUUUCUGGGAGGAAACUGCACCUGUUCAGAUCAUGGAGGCUGUCUUUUCAGCGACGAAGGACCUUGGAAUGAUCCAGACAUCAAGGCAAAGAUCCAGGAGACUUCCACUAUUGGAGAUGCUGAUUUAGAGGAACAAACGUUGGAGAAAGUCUCAGAAUACGCUCCAGCCAAUCGAAAAGAAGAUUCAGGCAAGAACAUGAUUACAUUGCAGAAGUAUGCUUCCAUGAAAGCUGCUGUUAAGGAAUCCCAGAAGAGAAUCCAAAUGUUGGAGAUGUCACUUCAUGAAACAAAAAAGGCCUUGAAUGGACUUGCAGAGAUCAUUGAGGCCAUAAAACCGAAUCAAACCGAAAAAAACUAUAGCAAAACCGGUUUAGCGCGUAAAACUACUGUUACGAAAAUGUCCGGUUUGAGCUGAAGAAAAAAAAUUGCAGUAUGAGUCAUGAUGAUGACGAUGGUCUGUGGAUUCCGUACUACGGCGAUAAAUGCAAUCAUGUGUGGAGCCAAUCUGUCUCACAUGCAACUGCACGUGUGAUCUCUGCAACUCAGCUUCAUCUCUUACAUUUAUUUUUUAUUUUUUAUCAAUCUAAUUCCACAGCUCUAUUUGAUUAAUUGAUUCUCUUCCCGAUGACAAAUGCUUCACUGGAAGAAUAACAGUAUACUCGCACAUAUUUUAUUUACAGUCAAGUCAUUUAUAGUAAAUAAA